AUGAACAUGAAUGGCAAUGAUGACUAUGAUUCCCAAAUAUCGAUCUUGAUGGAUAUGUUUCCAACUGUUUCUGGAUCCAUAUUACAAGAGCAUUUACUCAAAAAUAAUAAUGACCUAGAAUUAGCAAUAUGCCUGCUACUAAAGGAGAACGACGAAGUGGCUACUACCGAUAAUGAGCUACAUCAACUAUACGAUAUGUUUCCUCACAUUGAUUGCGAUAUUAUAAAGGACCAAUUUACAGCCAAUGAGAAGUCUGUGGAAUUGACUAUUUCUGAUCUUUUAAAUUAUGAAAUCUUACAAAAGCUUAAAGAAGACCAAACCCCCUCCCAUGACAGCGUACAGCAGGAUGGAACAAAAAACAACUGGAAGCUAACAAACGAUCACAUACAGACUAUAAUAAAAUUUACUGACGCUCCCAAAAAUAUUGCACAGAAAUACUUUGUCGAAAAUAGCUUUGACUCAAUAAGCGCUGUUAUCAAGAUUGUAUUAGAUUACUAUGAUAAAGAUCAUUUUACACAAACUCCAACCACUGUCAACUCAAAAAUAAGACUCACUGCUCCUGUGAAAGGCGGUCGAGUUCAGUCAUCAAUGGGACUCGCACAUGUGUUAAAACAAGGGGAAAAGUCGACAAAAGAAAGUGGAGAAAAUAUCAAAAGGGUGAAAACUUACAAGCACUCAUCGAGUAGCCCCCAAAUGAUUGAAUUAAAUGAAAUGAUUGAAGGAAACCAUGACCUGAAAGCCAUAAACCAUGAAUUCCUGCAAAAAUGCUUGCAAUUUUACGAUGGAGAUAUAAUGAAAGUAUUAGACCUAUCCUCCUUACUGAUAAAAGAUGACAAAAGUAUCACCAAGACUUGGAAUUUUGACGGAGGCUUUACUUUGACAUCGCAAGAUAACUGUAAGCAACAUUCAAGCAAGCCCUCAACGCCACCGAAUUCCCACAAAAACUGUGUAAAAAAAUCACCCUUCCAAAAUAAGGAAACCCAUGAAGAAGCCGUCGCAAUUAUAAACAAUCUUUUCCAAACAUACCGAUUAGAUUUCCACGGCUUUCUACCUAACGAGGCGGUUUCAAUCUUGAAGCUUGCACUAAACAAAUGGUGGUCUAAGGAGGUCACAGAACGAGAGCUAAACUCUCAUAAUAUCAAUGCUUAUGGCUCUAAAGUACAAUUCGUGAGCCCGUUAGUUGUAGUUACUGGUAGAGGUAUCCAUAGUGUCGGCGGGAUCUCGAAAGUUCGACUGCAAGUUAAAAAUUUUUUGGAUAAGAACCACUACGUCUUUUGGGAAGAGUCUUCUUUUUUUAGAGUCGAGGGUAAGAAGAGGAAAUAA
Messenger RNA from Saccharomyces eubayanus, 1323 nucleotides. RefSeq names its product Cue2p (gene CUE2). NCBI's taxonomy places the organism in Eukaryota, Fungi, Ascomycota, Saccharomycetes, Saccharomycetales, Saccharomycetaceae. The record is from RefSeq and is a predicted model, not a curated record. Gene Ontology annotation, molecular function: ubiquitin binding. The transcript has a single exon. The coding region runs from base 1 to 1323 and encodes 440 amino acids.